This is a messenger RNA of Cladocopium goreaui, 1773 nucleotides long. Lineage: Eukaryota; Dinophyceae; Suessiales; Symbiodiniaceae. The record is from the annotation of a GenBank genome assembly.
AUGACCGCGGCCGUCCUCGUUGCCGUCAUCGCAGCGUUGCCGGCAGUCCUCGCGCAGCCGGGGCAGAUGGGGCCGGAACCAUGCAGCACGGAGCCUGCGUGCGUGGAAGCCAUGAGCUGCGCCAAGAGGAGGGAACCCUUCUACUGGCGGAACGUCUUCGACAUCAACCGUUGCCAUCUCUCCAUGGAGGUCCGCGUGGGCCUCACUGUCUCCAUGACGGGACCACUGAGUCGCAACGCGACCACGGAGCAGAUCUUGCAGACGCUGAGGAAUCUCUCCAGUGCAAAAGGCCAGGUGGAUUUCGUCAGCAUCGGUGUCUCCUUUCCCUACUGCUUAAUCUUCUGUGUCAUGGAUGAUGAAAGCUUGCCAUGGAAGGCAGUUGAGCAUUACCGCGUCUUUGCUGGUGACUCCGGAUACGAUAGUUGCUGGGCGGUCAAAGUUUCAAAGGUGCCCAAAGGCUCCAUGGAUGUGAUGCUGGGUCCCUCUAGCAGCGACUUCCGUUUGGCUGCCGCGCAAGUGGCGGACGAGUUUCAGAGACCCUUGGUCAGCUGGUCCUUGCCCGAGAUCAUGGGCAUCUCCUUCGUACGCCCUGCGCAAUCCACGGUGCGUUCCACUGGAGCCUGGCUGGGGAAUUUGCUGGGGUCGAACUCGGUGAUCGAAACCGACAAUGUCUUCGGGCGUCUACCUGAAGAACUGCUGUUUACAUGUCGCGAUUUGGUGGUGCCCAGCAAUUACAGCCUGAGGACUAUGGCUCAGUUCCUGCCCUGUGAUGGUCCCUGCGACCUUAGCAGGGACCUGGACUAUUGCGCCGUGCCCAGGCAGGAGCUCAGCAUCACGGGGCACUGGGAUCCCCCCAGCGUCUUGAGGUCCGGCGGCUGGGAAAACGGAUGUCUUUCCUUCGAUUCCAAUGGCACCGCCGCCCGGUUGGAGAUUGUGAUGAUCUUCGACACGCCCCGCGCCAUGGUCAACGUGGACUUUUGGGGUGGCAACUCCAAAACAGGUCCUCUCCUGGUGUUGGGCUCCCGUCUCUACAGCUCUAGCCCUCCGGGGCCGUUGGUACUGCCCAGUGGCACCCAAGUCAUGCUGGAUUCCUCCUCAGAUGAACGGAUUGAGUUCAGUAUUUGUUUGAAGCAAGACUGCCAACACUUCACUUGCCCAGCUGGUUACAAGCGCACAGCCUUCGGAAGUCUUUGCAACGGCGUCCAAUGUGCCCCUGAAGAUCUGCAGAACUGCUGUGCUCUCGACCAGCUCCCACAUGUGAACGGUCCAUUUUGGAGCAAUUCUUUCACCAGCGUUCUGGACCUGGCAGUGCCUCCAAAGAAUUGGUUGGACAAUACCUUGCCACGGCUGUUGCAUCCACGAUCGCAGUUUGUGCUCUGCGUGGCGCAAUCCGACACUGACGGCCUGUUCAGCGACCUUUGCACAUCUCACAUCAACCAAGCCAUCCAAGUGGGUUUCCGAACCCUGGAGAAACAUCUGCCAGUCAUCAAUGCGGAUCCUGGGGUCCACAACGCCCUCAUCAACCUGAUGCUCACCCGGCCCAAGCCCUCAGUGAUCCUCAUCUGUAGCGAGCUGGAAACCUACAGCCGCUUCAUCCACGGACUCACUGCAAUGCACAUCACCUUCGAAUGGAUCGUGAGCUGCAUUCCUUUUGGCGCACAGUUGCAAACCAAAGUGCCAGGAUCGCCGUUCUUGACGUUCGCCUCAUGGGUUGAUGGAGGGGUACUUGAAACGGUGAAAUUGCAACUAGGCAGGUGCAAUAACUGUUGGUAG